Messenger RNA from Fusarium odoratissimum NRRL 54006, 2517 nucleotides. RefSeq names its product histidinol-phosphatase (PHP family). Gene Ontology annotation, cellular component: cytoplasm. The transcript is spliced from 3 exons. Gene Ontology annotation, molecular function: histidinol-phosphatase activity. The coding region runs from base 194 to 1123 and encodes 309 amino acids. Gene Ontology annotation, biological process: L-histidine biosynthetic process. The record is from RefSeq and is a predicted model, not a curated record. Lineage: Eukaryota; Fungi; Ascomycota; Sordariomycetes; Hypocreales; Nectriaceae.
GAUUUAUCAAGUUUGAAGCGUCUUGAAAUUGAUGAGUCUUUAAAACUCAACCACUCGUUUACAUGGUAACUCCUGAUGAUGCUAAUUUCAAAUUAAAAAGCAUUUGGUGACCUGAGAUUCGUGUUUGUCUUCCUCUUUCUCCAUCUUUUCUUUUCAUCUUCACAUCGCAGUCUAAUACGCAAUUCAACAUAUCAUGGCGUUUACAUUACACUCACAUUCUGGCGAGUUCUGCCCUGGCCAUGCCAAAGACCAACUCGAAGAUAUUGUCAAACAUGCUAUUUCUGUUGGUUACAAGACCAUUGGGUUCACAGAGCACAUGCCUCGCUAUGAUCUACGCGAUCUCUAUCCCGAAGAGCUCGAUAACCCUCAAGCUGCUCUAGAAGCUCUUCCCCCUCGUCAUGAAGCAUACCUCGUGGAAGCUCAACGUCUUCAGCGCGAGUAUGCCUCACAAAUUCACAUCCUCAUUGGCUUUGAGGCUGAGUUCAUCCGUCCAAGCUGCGCAGCACACGUUCGCAAACUCGCUGAGCAUCCUAUCGUUGAUUACUUCAUCGGCUCAGUGCAUUAUGUCCAUAACACUCCCAUUGACUACAACAAGGAGAUGUUUGCCACAGCCCGCGACGCAAGCAGUCGCAAGACCGAAGAAUCGCUCUAUGAGGAUUACUACGAUCUUCAGUACGGCAUGCUUAAGGAGCUGCGCCCGCGCGUUGUAGGACACUUUGAUCUCGUGCGGUUGAUGAGCGAGGAUCCAGCCCGGGAUGUUCGGCAGUGGAAGGGCGUCUGGGAGCGCAUUCUGCGAAAUCUGGCUCUUGCGAGGGAACAGGAUGGAUGGCUUGAGGUCAACAGCGCGGGACUGAGAAAGGGACUUGCUGAACCUUAUCCUGGUAGGAUAAUUGCCGAGGAAUGGAUUAAGAUGGGAGGAAAGUUCACUUUCUGCGAUGACAGUCAUGGUAUCGCACAAGUUGCCACCAACUAUGCCCGAACAGUUACUUAUCUCGAGAGUCUGGGCGUCAAGGAGGUUUGGUGUCUCAAGAGAACACCUAACUCUGGCGUGGAUGGAACGACGAGAGCUACUGUUGAGGAAGUCAGUGUUCCUCUGAAUGCGUUCCGUGAGAAUUUCCCAUAAAAGAUACAUAUGGUCGGGCUAUUGGUUUAGAAUAGAAAGCCAUAAAGUCAUAGAUUAAACAGGACUAGAACUAUAGAGCAAGACAAGAAGAGGUCUGAUCCAGAAGGAAGAGGAAUAGGGUAUCGCGAAGAAGAAGAAGAAGAAGAAGAAGACUACAUCCAGGCAUGAGAAGAAUGUGUUGUAAAGCUCUGAUAGAAAAAGAAACACCAUGGCAACAAAACUCGGGCAUCAUCUCCCACUUGUAUCCUACUCUCCAGAGCAGUGAUGUGAAAGAUCUGACAGCCAUUCGCCAUAUAUCAGAAGAACAAAUGUCCAACAGAAGUAGCAGCAUCUUUAAUGCUGAGGCGUCUCGGGAAUCUCCUCGAUAGGAUUCGGCGGGUUUGGCUCUGGCUUAACACCCUGCUCUGCGGCCUUGGGCUCAUUGGCUCCCUGUCCCGGGCGAGGGGCAAAUGGAAUACCGGAAGUGUAUUGGAAAAGAUUGCUCUUCUUGGCCGGGCUAGGUGUCGCCACAGGCGUUUGCUCAGAUGGAGUUGGUACGUUAGGUGGAAGCCACUUCAAAGGCUCGCUCUGAGCAACGGGCUCAGGCGCAGGGCCUUCGGGUUGGUAAGGAACAAAGAUAUCAUCUGCAUCCGUGCUAGGGUGUACGGAAACAGAGGGGAUGGCAGGAGAACUCAGGGGAGGAGACAUCAGCUGAGUGACUUGCGCAGUGGAUUCAAAAGCGUAUUGCUCUUGUGAGGGAGACAUAAUUCUGCUCGAAGAGGCAGUGGUAGGCGGUGAAGGGAUGCGGGCAUUGCCCGGUGCAGGUUGAGUAGGAGAGAUGUCUUGCGUCUCGACGGAAGCACUGACGGAGGUUUGAUCGUGGUUAGUGGCUGAUGAUGAGUGCUCAGUACUGGAAGAUGCUGUGGCAGGCUUGUAUGUGAUAGAAGAUUCUUUGCCCUUAGCUUUCUCAGCUUCAAGGCGAGCUCGCUCUUUGGCGUCCUUCUGAGACUGGGUGAUCAAGUUGAUACGAAUCUUCUUCAUACCAGAGGUGAUGCUGUCAAUGUCAUCGCCACCCAUGCCAGAUGCACCGUCCUUCUUCGAAGCCUUGGCUGGCGACUUGGCUUUCUGUGUAGCUGUGGCAGGUCGCGAAGGGCCAGCGGUAGUAGUAGCUUUCUUGGUACCCCGAGGUGCUCUGGGUGCAGGCUCCUUGCGAGGGGCGGUAGAAUUCCUUGCCUUCUUGACUGGAGGAUUGGUGCUGGCAACAGAUUUCGUAGCCAUGGGUGAGUUGGGGACUGUACGAGCGUGCUCCACCACCUCAGGCUGAUCUGCUUCGCCUGGUGAUACAUCUCUUGUUGUGAGGGAUGGCGGGAUCUCACUAAGACGACGACUGGUCCUCCUCACUGCCGGUUCGCCGC